Lucilia cuprina (Australian sheep blowfly) is the source of this 1797-nucleotide messenger RNA. RefSeq names its product solute carrier family 2, facilitated glucose transporter member 1 (gene sut1). Gene Ontology annotation, molecular function: hexose transmembrane transporter activity. Gene Ontology annotation, cellular component: membrane. Bases 82 to 1542 code for a protein of 486 amino acids. The record is from RefSeq and is a predicted model, not a curated record. Gene Ontology annotation, biological process: monosaccharide transmembrane transport. Lineage: Eukaryota; Metazoa; Arthropoda; Insecta; Diptera; Calliphoridae. The transcript has 7 exons.
CAUAAAUUAUUAUUAUUUUUUCAAUAGUGGACAAAACAGUUUAAAGAAAACUGUUGUAAAGCAACUUGAAUUUUUUUUAUAAUGGUAUUUUUGUCCAGCACAAAGAAAGAGAAACCUCAAUGGGGUAAACUAUUGACACUGGUGGGUUAUGCUUCAACAUUCGGUGCUGCUGUACCGGUGGGCUAUUGUAUUGGUGUAAUUAAUAGUCCGGCUACGCUGGUUAAAUCUUGGUGUAGAGAAAGUCUACUGCAGCGUUAUGAUUCCUAUUUAAAUGACUCAAGUUUGGAUGUGUUAUGGGCUUCGAUAGUAUCGGUGUUUUUGGUGGGUGGCGCUAUAGGCUCUUUAGGUGGAGCUGGUGCUGCCAAUAAGUUUGGAAGAAAAGGCUGUUUUCUCAUUAGUGGUCUACUCUUUGCCAUAGGAGCCAUUUUAUUCUUUUUCUGUCGCAUGGCCAACUCAGUGAAAAUGUUAAUUCUGGGACGUCUUUUAGUAGGUUUAGCCUCUGGUCUAACCACGGCCACCUUACCGAUGUAUUUAACUGAAAUUGCUCCUUUGGUAUUGCGUGGCACAUUGGGUGUAUUCUGUGCGGUUGGUGUUACAGGAGGCGUUGUUGUGGGUCAAGUUUUUAGUUUGCGAAAUAUAUUUGGAACUGCUGAACUAUGGCAUUAUGCCCUCAGUUUCUAUAUAGUUCUAGUAAUAAUCUGUUAUUUACCUUCAUAUUACUUUCCCGAAAGUCCCAAAUAUCUGUAUAUAGUACGCGGUAAUCGUGAGGAAGCCCAACGUGAACUUUUACGCUUAAGAGGUCCUAAUGCUGAGGCUAUCAUUAAACAGGAAAUUGAAGAAAUGGAUUUGGAAUUAAAUACUAAAGUACAGACCAGUAGUUUUGGUUCGGUACUAAGAGAUCCUGCCUUAUUUUUGCCUUUAUUAAUCGUUUGUUGUUUCCAUGGUGGUCAACAGUUGUCGGGUAUAAAUGCGAUUUUCUAUUACUCGGUGUCUAUAUUUGAAAAAGCUGGUCUUUCUACUGCUGAUGCUGAGUGGGCCAAUUUGGGUGCUGGUUGCUUAAAUUUGGCCACUUCGUUCUUGGGCCCUUUACUUAUGGCCAAAGUUAAUCGCCGUCCUUUAAUGAUGUUUUCUUGUGCUAUUUGUGCUGGUUUUCUCUUCACCAUUGCCUUUGUUUUACAUUAUAUCGAAGUAGCUAGCUGGUUCCCCAUAGCUUGUAUUGUUUGCAUAAUGGGCUAUAUAUUCUUUUACCAAUUCGGUUUGGGUCCCAUACCAUAUUUUAUUGGUUCUGAACUUUUUGAAGUAGCUCCUCGUCCUGUUGCCAUGUCUAUGGGUAGCUUAGCUUCUUGGUCUUGCAAUUUUAUUAUAGGUAUGGCUUUUCCUCCUCUCUCUAAUGCCUGGGGUGCCUUUGUCUUCUUGCCAUUUUCGGUGACCUGUACUCUACUCUUUGUUCUUACAAAAUUCUAUUUGCCAGAAACUCGUGGUAAAGAUCCCUCAGAAGUAGCACCUUUGGUUGCCAAAGGUUUUCGUUCUAAAGUGCAAUAACUUGUUAAUCAAAAAAAAAAAAAAAAAAUUAUAUUAAUUUUAAUCAAACUUUUCUAAGAUUUAAGUUAAAGCAUUAUUCUAGCUAAUUAACUCAAGUGUUCAAAAUUUAUAUGGAAAAUUGUAACAAUAAUAUAUAAAGUGAUAAUUCUUAAUAGAUCUAUUGUAAUAACUAUUCUUUGAAGUAACUCCUUGGUUAUAAAGUUACUUUUUAGUUUUAGUCAAUUUGCAUAAAGUUUCUUUUGUUUUAAUUUGUAA